AUGGUGAAUUGGCAGUCUGCAGCGGAGUUAGCGCACGAUGCGACGGCAUUCAAUAACCUCAUGCAUGUCCUGCUUGGGCUUUAUAUAUGGGAGUGGUUUACCAGUUUAGACUUCGAUUUUCUGUAUAUUUUUGGCAAACGGAAAUUCAGAUGGCCUAUGAUCUUUUAUUUCGGAGCUCGCCACUCGAUGGUCGCUGUGAUGAUCGGACUUGCGAUCUCGUUGAAUGUAACAACAGAGAUCAAUUGCCAGUCCCUGUAUACCUAUAACCAGCUUGCAGGCAACUUCGCCAUCGGUCUUUCCAGCGUCAACCUCUCCAUCCGAUGCAUGGCAGUCUGGGGUCAAAACAUCAAGGUCGUCAUUCCUAUCUGCAUUAUCAUCGCCGGCCAUUGGGCCGUUCUCCUCCGUAGUAUCAUCGUCGUCAAAGCCGCCUGGGUCCCUGGUGCGGGAUGCGCCAUCACUCAGACCAGUCAAGCCUGGCUUUCGGCGAUUUAUAUCUACACGAUGUGUUUCGACGGGAUCGUAACGACUCUGCUGACAGUCAAGCUCCUGGCGCCGGUGGUGAAGGGGCAGGUGCAGAUGAAUAAGUUGACAGAACUGGUGUUUGGUGACGGGUUGAUUUAUUUCGUCAUUGCGUUCUUGUCAAACACGGUCGCUGUGAUCUUCAUCUACUUGAACCUGAAUGCUGUGAUGUCAGUCAUUGCUGAAGUACCAGCGGCUAUGGUAUCCGUUCCUGUGUACCUUCUCCCUCAGAUCGUCGCUUGUCGCGUCGUCCGUAGGUUAUCCAACUACGGCCAAGCAAGUACCUCGGAAGUGUGA
Messenger RNA from Stereum hirsutum FP-91666 SS1, 816 nucleotides. RefSeq lists its product as uncharacterized. Bases 1 to 816 code for a protein of 271 amino acids. The transcript has 10 exons. Lineage: Eukaryota; Fungi; Basidiomycota; Agaricomycetes; Russulales; Stereaceae. The record is from RefSeq and is a predicted model, not a curated record.